Orussus abietinus is the source of this 6784-nucleotide messenger RNA. Its product is annotated as protein BTG2-like. Gene Ontology annotation, biological process: negative regulation of mitotic cell cycle; negative regulation of cell population proliferation. The coding region runs from base 517 to 999 and encodes 160 amino acids. The transcript has a single exon. The record is from RefSeq and is a predicted model, not a curated record. Gene Ontology annotation, cellular component: cytoplasm; nucleus. Lineage: Eukaryota; Metazoa; Arthropoda; Insecta; Hymenoptera; Orussidae.
GAAGCGAGGCCGGGUGCCGUUUAGAAAGUCAUCGGUAGUGGCAGGGUGCGGUCUGCGGACCUUGCGGGCGCGAAGAACAAGCGUGAAAGCGGCGGAUCACCUCGGUGGCCAGAGUCGGCUAUACCAGGAUCGAGGAGAAGCAAGGUGCCACCGGGUGUGCGAGGGACGCAGAACCGAGAAGGCGGAGAGAGAGAGAGAGUAGCGCCUGGUGGGUCCGCGACGGUGGCAGAAGUCGGUCGAUUCGUCCUCACUUCCUCGGAGAUCGCGAGAGAUCGCGAGAGCGUCGCGCUUCCGGUCCCCCGCGAGAAGCUGCCGAGACGGGCGGAGGUCGAGUCGCCUCCGCGCUGGAGCGGAAAGGACGUUCCGAACGGUGCGGGACGCGGCGGCGCCGCCAUCUUGUCGUGGGCCAUCGAGGCUCGAGGAGACGCUCGGGUUGGGCCUGGAGCGAUCGCGCGUCCGCGACGCGGGGCAAGUCGAGAAACUCGUAGAGCCGGCCACGCCGGCGCCGUCGUCGCCAUGAGGCUGGAGAUCGUGUCCGCGGCGGACUUCCUGGUGCACCUGCUCCGGCUGCAGGCCGGCCAACUCUCGGACCGCCAGCUGGAGAUGUUCAAGUCGUCGCUGACGGAGGUGCUGCGCCACCGGUACCGGGACCACUGGUUCCCGGACAGGCCCAACCGGGGCUCCGGGUACCGGUGCAUCCGCAUAAACGGCAAGAUGGACCCGGUGAUCGCCCAGGCGGGCGCCAACGUGGGCCUGCUGCCCACGGUCCUCCACUCGCUCUUCCCCAGCGAGCUCACCAUGUGGAUCGAUCCCGCGGAGGUCUCCUACAGGAUCGGCGAGAACGGCUCCAUCUGCGUCCUCUACGAGCGCAUCGGGCCCGAGCCGGAGGAGCCCCCCGUGCCGCCCCAGCAGCAGCAGCAGUACGAGAGCUGCAAGGACUCCCUCAUCCUCGAGCACGCGCAGUUCAGCGAGCAGAUCGCCGCCUUCGUGUCCAGCUGAAUAUCCCUCGCCGUGACCUAACCUACGAGAGAAGGAGAGAGACCUCGCCCCGACUCCGUCGACGUGACCUACCUUCGCGACCGCGACCCGAAGCGGCCGCCUGCCUCGGCGUGGCGCCAUCCAGCGCCAUCCAGCGCCAUCCAGCGCCACCGACGCCACCGACGGCAGAGACGCGCUCCCAUUGGCCGAGUCAAGGCGCGUCCACCGACGCGGACCGACUUCGGAUCCAGGCCUGGCCCCAUUGAUCUCAAACCCCCGUCGACGUCGCCAGCGGAAACCGGAAACAUCGGAGCUCCUCGCGCCAGCGAAUCCAGCCUGAAGGACCCUCGCCCUUUCUUUCCCCUCCCCCCUUUGUGAUGGACUCGGAGAUGAGACGACCUCGUCGAUGGAUGCGUUUUACACACGGAGCGAUUACUUUGCGCGAGACGAAUGUACGGGUAGUACAUGGUAAAAUAUGGUAGGGUUCAAUUUACAUAAACGGUGAUCUUGAAACGCGUAGAAGAUAGAUAUGUGCGAUUCGCGUCGCUGGAUUCGAGUCACCCUAGGAUCUUUAUUUUUUUUCUUUCUUUAACUCUUAAGGUAACCUCGCGUAAUUGGCAAAGUACGUUUGUCGAGCUUUGAAAAUUGUGUAUAAUUUGGUUACGAGAUCUCGUAGCGCUGUAAAAUCUGUAAAUAUCCAUGAUUUUGAGUUCGUUCGUAGCUGUCCGAAUAUAUAAAGACUAUUGUUUGUGUGAUUUAAUGCUCGGUUGCUUUGCGAAUGAUGCUCGUCGUCGAUCGUAAGGCAAUGAGCCUAGAGCAAAUGCUUCCGGUAGCAUCGAACUCGAUAUCAAGGUAUUCUCUGUCGAUAUUCUUGAUCUCUGGCAUACCUUGGAUUACAAAGGAUACGUCUCCGAUUAAUUUUUUUUGUUCAAUUGGCAUUUGUUGAAACGCAUCGGCCAUGAUUAUUGGCCAGGGCCAAAAUUGUACGCACCGAUAACUUAUGGUUCCAUUCUGAUUAUGUUGGCUACCGAUUGCUUACAAUGAAUUACGAUUAAUGGGAAAAAUGGAAUGUCGAGUACUUCGUUGUCUCAUGCUUUUGGAACGGAACGUUUGUCGUAGACUCCGUUCGACGUCGUUGCGUGUCGCUCCGUGUGCCGAAUACGUGGAAAACGUUUUCACCAUAGAAUAUACGAUCUCUCGCAGAGGUUCCAGGAUGUUUUCGGAUCUCUGUACCCUCUGUGACGAGAAGACGCGAAAGCGAUGGCGACACGACGCCGAGAGAGCGACUUCUCCGCUUUCUCUUUGCCGAUUGGUCUUUGCUCUUUUUUUCUUUUUUUCGUUCCUCUCUCUCCACUUUAUUUUAUUUCUAUCUCGUGUGUAAAGCUGGGAGUGGUCCAACUUUGCAGGCAAUUUUUCCCUACGUUGGGUGACGCGUUUAACGACACUUUCGGAUAAUUUCAGACGGUCUUCGGUUCGGUGCCGUGAACCAGCAAAAAUGUACAAUUUCGGUCGAGGCUAGAAAUUAAUGUGGAAAAUGAAAUGUCGUUACUUGAAAUUGGCCACUUUCGUCGUUUAGUGGGCGAUGUGCAAAAAAUGUAGGUCGAACAACAAGAGAAAUUACCCAAAACCUGGCGCUUACGCGCGGAGAAAGUAUCUCGGAGAAACGAAACGCACAAACCAACCGCGUAACCCUUUUCGAUGAAGUGGAACGCACCGUGAAUAUUUUUUUUUUCUUUCUUUUAAAUACCUAUCGCGAACCUGGCACAUCACGAGUCUUACGAAUACGCGUUAACGCUUAAAAAGUAAUGAAACGUUUUACGACACUAUUGGACAAGCGUAACCAAUUACGAUUAAAAAAAAGAACUUCUUUCGCGAUCGGUUCCAAGCUUCGUCCGUCUUUGCGUGCUUUCUCCGUUGGUAACACUUUCGGAAAUCCCAGUAAUUCCGUCUGAGGGUAAUUGCCGUAUCUUAAGCGUUGGACAUUAUAACGAAGUCUAGUUUGGCUUAAAAUUAUUGGAUGUACAGAGGAUUCGCCAAAUUUUAACUUCCCAAAGGUAUAUAGGCGGUUCGGUUCGUUCCUCGCGGAACGAUGAAUGGACGGGGCGAUAUAAAUUUCUCAAGGAUGCAAAAAAGGAGGGAAAAGGAAAAGAAAAAAGAGGCGGAUAAUGUACGUUUGAUCUUCGGUUAUUUACGCACUCUGCCGUGCGUGGAAUCAGGCCACGGCAGUUUGCACAGUCGUCACUCAGCCUUGACCAAAGGUGUGUGUUUCUCUUCGGACUUCUCGGAAAUUGAUUUCGCGAAUCCCUCAUUGAUCCAAGUCGCCCUCGUUUUCGCGUUCUCGUCGUCGCCGUGCCGCUAUUACUUAGGCGAUUCUACUGUGUCACAUGCGUGCGUUCAUGUGGGUUGUGUGUAGGUAUAUACAUGUAUAUGUGCACGCGCGCGCAUCGUGUCGUAUGCGUACAAAACUGUCGACGCUUUUCAACGUGUACCUUGCCGGCGACGUUUCGCCGAAUUUAACGAGCUGAAAAUUCGGAAAAUUCCCGAGUUCCAAAAAUAUUACAAUCCUGUCCGUCGCCACGCAUCGCGUUACGCACACUGAGGAAACGGUUUACUUUAUCCAAACACAGAGGCAUGUUUAAAAUGAUUUUGUCGAAGCGGAGUAAUUAUUUCCAUCAAUCGACAAAACGUUUAUUUGAUUUUAGUAAAAUGCAUUGUUUGACGAAAUUGUCUUAAUUUACAGGAACAAUUUCUUUAAAAUAUUCGAUCAAUUUGUUUGUGCCUUGGAUUUAAACUUUAGAAAUUAUUUAUUCGAUUCCAACAUUUAGAGGUUCCGCAAGGUCCUUCGGGGUGAACGGUAUUAUGGGUAAUACUUUAAUGGGGUAAAGUAAUUAGAGUCAGAGGUGUGAGUCGUAACAUUACAUGAAAAGGGAGUAAAAAAGUUAUAAUGACACGUUUAUUGAAUUCAAAUCCAACAAGUAUGGUCAAUCGUCAAAUAUAUUUGAAUCUAGUAUACUUAUUAGACUGUACAACAAAGAAAGAAAAAUAAGUUUCAUUCAAAUUUGUUUUGCGAUCGAACAAAUCGUUUUCACAGUGUACAAGCAUAUGUUGCACCUUUCGAAGAGUCGCGAGGAAAACGCGUCCGUAAAAGUGGCAGUAUUUUUGGGAAAAAAAGUGGAUUUUGCGCAUACUGAUAGUCUUACGUAAACUUUCCGGUACAAUUAGUGCGUUUUUGUAAAGAUACGGUACACGUCGCAGGCAGUGUACGGGGGAAAUUGUUGACGGUACGUCAGAUUGUACACGCGGAUAGACGAGAAAAGUCAGCCGACGCGUGCGCGCGCAUACUCGAAAUAUUGUACAUUAUGUUUUGAAAAAUCUGUGAUUCUCUUCGGGAAUAAGGCGAAGAAGAGGAGGACGAGCUGCAGUUGCGGGAUCGGUACGGAGACUAACUGGGAUUAAUCGGCGUAGGGAGAAAGUGUCGUUCGUAGGACGAAUCUAAUUUCGGGACCCGUUGGGAAGAAUUCGUCUCGAAGUCUCCUCGUUUGACCCUCCCCGUAUGGAAAUAAAUAUAUUUUUGUAUAUAAAAAAUAUAUAUAUACGGAAAUACAUAUCCUUUGGCCGUGAAAUAUAUCCGGGAAUAUAUAUUGCCGAGUAAAUACAAAGUAUAUAUACAAACAUAUAUUUUCGGGGAUGUAGUUACGGCCAAAAGUUACCUAUUUCCGUAUAUAUAUUUUUUUGUCCUAUACAAAAAAUACAUUUUCAUAUAUAUAUUUAUUCCCAUGUGGGUCGGUGAAAUGCCUCUCCUUGAAUCGCGCGAUCGAUCGGACAAAUUGUCGCGUAAUGCCGGCAAGUAUCCUCGGGCAAUAAGGUCUCCGUGUUUUCGAGAAAUAAUUAACUCGCGAAGGUCCGCAUAAAAACCUGCUAGAGUGUUCGCGCAUUCUACGUCUCGACUUAGCGUGGUUUAGAGUGGCAGAUAGUGACGCGGGAAUGAAUAUUGAGCUACUCAAAACUCGCCUUAUCCACUACGAGAUGCGCGUUGAUCAUCGUAAACGCACCGUUGAAGUAUUCUGUCCUCCUUUACAGCUGUUUUGAUUGGAAUUGUCACGAACUAGUGUUUCUCGAGCGACGAAUUCAACCGUGUCCAAUUUUAACCGCACAUUCAUUCCUGGCAAUUUCUUUUAACGCAUCGUGUAUUCGGUACAGAUAUUUUCAUUGUACGGUCUGUGUAUAUGUACAGGAGAAUGAUAUAUUAACGCUGACUGGAACGGUCAGUAUAGAGAUACGUCAAAGGGGAUGCGGUUUAUGAAAAUAGUUGAAUUUUCAAAAAGUUCAAUGACAACUCUUAAUAACGUAGCGCUAUAAUGGAAAUCUUGAAUCCGAUGAGAUGUUGCGCGAAACUAGGAACGGGACUUUGAAAUGCCUUUUUUUAACAGAAAAACGUUGAAUCUCUUUGGAACGUACGUGCACCUUAAAUUUGAAAUGCCAAGUAUAGAGGGUCAAGUCCGAGGCAAGAUACAGAAAAUAUUAAUUAGAAGAUAUAUUUGUAGUCCUUUUUUUUUUUUCCUCUCAAUGCAUGCGUUAGGUUAUCUCGUGCGAAACGGCUUUCUCGAUUUUGUUGCCACAUAAUUUGUGACGUCGGCAGAGUGUAUCCGGAUCGAAAGGAAGAGAAGUACCUGAAAAAAAGUGGAGCGUUUACCAACGUCCAAGAUUUACUUCGCUGUAAGGCUCACAUUCGCGAAGCUAUGCCCCGGGAAUAUGAGCCUUAUCGGACAGCGGGUAAAGCGGGUGCUUUAAGCGAUUCAUUUUUAUUUUAUCAUUCGAUUGCGGGAAAUUAGAAGGAAUGGAAAAUAACGACGGCUCUGUACCUAGCGAUUAGGAACCUUGUCUGUGAUGAUGACACGUAUUAGGGUCUGGACUUUGGCGAAUUUCGGGAGGAAACGAAAACGUUCGUUCGACUUUGCGAAACUACACCGAGAAACCCGCGACCUCGUUCCAUCCCGAUAUAAUUAUAUGCGUCAAGUAACGAUGUUCGAAUUAAAGUCAUAUAUUUGUAAUAGAAAAUAUUCGUUUGGCUUCUUUACACCAGGGUGCCGACCUUUUGAUGCCGGUUCUUCUAAUUCGAACUAUCAGAAGUUUUCGGAGCUAAACUUGCCGCUUAAUGGAUCCCCUUGUCUUCGCGGCGGAUUUAUCAUUUGUAUAAUACUCGAGGACGUGUACAAACGAUGCGGCAUACGUCAACGGAAACGGUUUAUCUUACAGCGGUUCAUUUCCUUGCUUGCGGAAUUAACCGCGUCCAUUAGUUGCAUCGCAAAGCUGUAGGUUAUGGUACUAUUAAAAAUUCAUAAUCCAGCCGGUCGAUACUUCGAGACCUUUGAAGCCCGAUUAAACGACACGUACGUGUCUACUUACGAGUCGGCACUUUUCAUUGUUUCCUAUCUCGCGAUGCGACACAUCUAUCGCCGAUAAGGUAUCGACCCCGGAUUUAAGAAUUACCGCCGCACAAGGACUCCUUCCUUUUUAAUGUUAAUUUUCAUCUCCUUUCGAUUCAGGGUCUAUCCCAAAACGUUCCUUUUACGUUUCCCUCGAAUCCAACUACAUGUCCAGGCCCUAAUAAUAAAAGUAAAGAGACAAUAUAAGCGAUCUCCAAUGUACAGGUAUCUACGUAUCGACCUAAUAUCUCGUUCGCGCGCAUUAUAUACUUACGCAGUCCGUGUCGUAUACGCGUUCGCGCGCGUACGUGCACAUACAUUCUCUGUAUAAGUCGUGUACAUCCUGUAUAUGAAAGAGAAAAAUAGAAAGAGAGAGAGAG